AUGGAUUUUGAUCCUCCGACAUUGGAUGAGCCAAUACGCUCUCUAAUGCCGGCACAAAUCCAGCAACAACCGCCACCUCCGAAACCCAAGCGGCCGCCAAAUGCAUAUAAUUUAUACUAUCUUGAAAUGCAGCCUAAAAUGAAAGCUGAAAAUCCACUUAUAGGAGGUAACGAUGUAUCAAAACUGAUAGGACAACAAUGGGGUGCGUUAUCUGACGAGCAAAAAAAGCCUUACAUUGAAAAAGCAAAUGAAAUUCGAGAACAAUUUCGACGUGAAAAUCCAAAUUGGCAUUAUGAAAAGAGUUCUGAAAAGAAGCAAUCGAAACGAAAUAAGAAAAUGACUCUUUCAAACAUGUUUUACGAUUUUCAUGAAACAAAUCAACAGCAGCAGUUCGAAAAUGAAGCUACUAAUAACUUGUUUCUUAUAGGAGCUACUGCAUUAGCACAAUAUAUAUUAUCUAGAAAAGAUUUACAAGAUGAUGUUGCGAAUUUUAUCAAAAAUCAAAAAGGUGAUGCAAAUAUAUCUUUUGAAUCAGAUCAACACUUUGAUCUUCCUCAAUAA
Molecule: messenger RNA, 561 nt
Organism: Trichomonas vaginalis G3
Lineage: Eukaryota; Parabasalia; Trichomonadida; Trichomonadidae
Product: DNA binding
Exons: 1
Coding region: 1-561 (186 amino acids)
Source: RefSeq, a predicted model, not a curated record